AUGUUCUCCCCAAUGCCAUUUUCUCUCGUCUGCACCGUUCUUCUCUGUUUGCCUCUCACCAUAAUCUUCACUAUCACAAGACCAACCGCCACCACAACCACCAUCAUCCCUACCCAAAUCUCCCAAUCCCAAAAACUCACCAAAACCUACCAAAAAAUCAACCUAAUUUCACUGCCAAAAUCCCUCCCAUUAGAUGACGACUCGCUUUUCCUCCUCGCCGCCCGUGUCAAUUCCCACCCGCCUCGCUCCGAUCGCCCCAAAAUUGCCUUCCUCUUCCUAACCAUCACCAUUCUCCCCUUCUCCCAUAUAUGGGAACGCUUCUUCAACCAAACCCCAAAAACCUAUUUCUCUAUGUACGUCCACGCCAACUCGAGAUUCACGUUUUUCUGCGUCUUCGCCCGCCGGGUCAUUCCCUCCCGACCCGCCCAGCAAUUCACCUCCACUCUCAUCUCAGCGACCUGUCGUUUGCUUGCCUACGAGCUCCUUAAUGACCCCAAGAACGCCAUGUUCGCGCGUCUCUCUCCUUCCUGCAUCCUCAUCUGGUCCUUCAACUUCACGUACCAAACCCUCGCCCGAUCGAAAAAGAGCUUCAUCGAGAUUCUGGACAACGAGAUCGAGGUGUAUGACAAGUAGGCGGAGCGUGGGGAGGACGCGAUGCUGCCGCAUGUGAAGCUGGAGGAGUUUCGGAUCUGGUCCCAAUUCUGGAUCCUGAAGGGGAAGCACGUGAUAGUUGUGGGUGACCACCGGCUCUGGUGCAAGUUCAAGCUACCGUGCCGGCGUUGGGACACGUGUUACCGGGAGAAAAAUUGCUUUCCUACCCUCCUAAACAUGAGAGACCCAGGCAGGUGCGUGCCCGUUACCCUCACACACGUGGACUGGAACGGGAGUUUCGAUGGCCACCCCUGAACGUAUGAGGCCUCCGAGGUGGGGCCCGAUUUGAUCACCGCCCUGAGAAAUGACAGCGCGAAGUACGGUGUUGAGAAGGAGAGCGGCAACGGCUCUGAUUGGUCCGUGAUAGAAAGGCGAGAUACAUUUAUGUUCGCGAGGAAGUUCACACCGGAUGCUAUUGGACCGUUGAUGAUUAUGGCCAAUGAUGUCAUCUUCAAGGAUUAA
Molecule: messenger RNA, 1113 nt
Organism: Prunus dulcis (almond)
Lineage: Eukaryota; Viridiplantae; Streptophyta; Magnoliopsida; Rosales; Rosaceae
Product: glycosyltransferase BC10
Cellular component (GO): membrane
Molecular function (GO): glycosyltransferase activity
Source: RefSeq, a predicted model, not a curated record